Drosophila busckii is the source of this 2888-nucleotide messenger RNA. RefSeq lists its product as uncharacterized. Bases 121 to 2760 code for a protein of 879 amino acids. The transcript is spliced from 6 exons. The record is from RefSeq and is a predicted model, not a curated record. Lineage: Eukaryota; Metazoa; Arthropoda; Insecta; Diptera; Drosophilidae.
UGGCCGCUGUUGCAGCAAGUGCAUGAAAAUUUUGAAGUGCAUGGGAAUUUUGUUAAGAUCUUGUGUGUGAACGGUUAAUUUAUUUUAUUGAAAUUAAAUCAAUUUCUUGACGCCGUAAGCAUGGCAGACACCAAAGUAGCUGGUCAUCAGCUAGAGUCUGUGGCGUCAGCUAAAAACGCGAUCACAACAAACAGCACAUCGGAGCAAGAAGAAGCAAGCGGAGAAAAAGCGGCCGCCUUGAAACCUAAACAUGAGUGCAAGGAGGCGGAUCAAGUAGUAGCAAAAGUUGACAAGUUGGAUGAGUUGUGCUCACUGGAGCAAGAAAUAGCUAAAAUGCAUAGCAUACAACAGACAACACACAGUACACCACCAAAUGGAAGCGCAGGUACACACAGCGUGGGGAAGCUGGAAGAGCAAAAAUGUGCCGCAUCGGAAAACAAGCUGGAUGUUAGAGAGGAACAGACAGAGACACCAGCUAGCUUGGAGGAAGUAGAUCUAAUAGCGCUGCUCAAGGGAACUGAUACGCAGCAUGAGCCAGAAGCGCUAAAGCCAGUAGUCGACGGAAACUGUGGAUCCAGCAUUGAAAUUGCGUUGGCUGCGCUUGACAAUGUGGGUGUGACCAUAGAAGGCGAGGGACAGUACGAGAUCAUGGAAAUCGAUGAUGGUGAUAAUGCUAGCGGGCCUAGUCCUGUGCCAGCUACAACGAACAUAAGUGGUGCCUUUAAAACUGCUGCCAGAUAUGUCACACCCAGCGGCAAACCCAAAUUAUCGCCGGAGCAGGCGCGCGCUGUAGCGCUGGAACAAAUGGCGGACCUCAAAGCGCAAAAAACACGGCGCAAAGACACAACCAAGCAGCAGGCGCAGUCACAGCCCAUAUCUCAGCCGCAGGAUAUAAUAAAUACACUUAACGAUGAUUGGAAUGACUAUGAAAGCGGCAGCGAUAGUGCUGUUAAUGCCAACUGCAAGCCAGCGACUAACAAAAAGUUGCAGCCUAAGAAAAUCAAGUCAGCCGUAGAUGUUGUUGUGCUGCAGUCAACACAUGACAAGCUGAAGCCAACAGCUGCGGGUACAGAGCAGAGCGGGGAAGCGACAGGCUUUAGGCGUACGCGCAUUAUAAAGCGUAAAAUCAUUUGGGAUCCCGAUGCGCCAGAAACACAAAAGUCCUUUGCGCAAUAUGCUAGCAACAAGGGUCAUGCCACAGCACCGCCAGCAGUUAUAGCCAAACCCACAACAGUAGAAGUAGCGUCGCCCAAGAGAUUGCCUAAGGAAGUGCCCAAGACGGCAACAGUGAAGACCAAGACAACAGAAACUAAUUUGCCCAUCAAGCGUCGCGCUCAGACGCCGAGCCUGCUGACCAAUGGCGCCGUCGGUGGCGGCAGCGCCAAGAAAAAGAAAAUAACCGAAAUUGAUCGUUUAAUGGGCGAUGAAGGUGCCGCAAACAUGAUGCAGGCCGUGGAGCGUGAACAGCGCGAACUUAGCGGUGGCGAGCUGCCCAAUAAGCCACUCAUGCGUAAGCGUGCCUUAACCAUCACCGGCAGGUCACAGAAAGUUGAGGUGCCGCCUGCUGCGCCUAAGAAGGAAAGCCCCACCAAAAAUAAUAAACGUGCAACUCCAACAUCAACGACAGCAAUACCAACGUCGGGGUCAACAGUGGACGCUGUUUUUGUAAAGGCACCAAAAUCACGAGCUUCCGAUACCUGGGACUACGUAUAUAAGCAACGCGCCAGUGAGGAGUCCAUGAUAAUGCGUCGUCGCUCAAAUAGCUCCUACUCCAGCAACGCUUCCGUAAGUCGACUAUCGCUGGACACCAAGCCAACAGCGGUGGCCAAUCUCUCGGAUGAUGCUGCAGAAAGUGAUCCCACGUUCAAGUUCUUGAAACCUGUAACAAAAGCCAACCAAAGAAGCGAAGAUGAGCACACAACAACGCUGACCAACGACUUGAAGACACAACAUAGGGAGGCUAAAGAUGACAACAAACAAGAUCUAGUGACGUUGCAUAAGCUGGACAAAGUGGCGCAUCUGAUAAUACAGCCACCACCUAAUAAGCUGGGCAGCGGCAUCUACAAGCUGCAGCUGCUGCAAAAGCUCAACGAGACGCUCAACAAGCUCGCAAAGAGCAACGAUUGCAAUACAGUGCUCUUGAGUGUACAGGGAGCACAGUUCUGUGAGGGCAUCGAUGGCCAGGAGCUGUUGGCUGCCUCGCUAGAGAAACGCAAGCAUAAUACACAGCAAUUGGCGCUUGUUUUAAAAACAUAUCUGCGUACCUUAGCUACAUUCCCCAAGCCCUUGCUGGCUGGCGUAGUGGGAAAUCUGAAGAAUCUGGGACUUAUGCAAUUGCCGCUGUUUGACUAUGUGGUGGCCGCUGAUGAUUGCUGCCUUGAGAACAAUUAUCACAAACUGGGACAGCUGCCCGAGGGCUAUGCACUUUGGCAUAAACAUCCAAAGGUCAACAGUUCUAUGCAUACACGCUUGUUUCUGCUCGGCGAGCGUCUUCAGGCCACAGAUGUAGCUGCAACACUCAACAGCUUUAUAGACAAGACCUGCAAGGCGCGCAGCGUCAACGAGCAGGCACUGGCCGUUGCCAAGCUCAUUUCCACUACGACUGCCGAGCACUAUCGCACGUUAAAAAAGUUACAACAUACGGCAAACUCGGCUGCGUUACAACGUCUGGAGUCAGAGUUUAAACUCAUCACGGAGCAAUGGUCAUCAGCCAGUUUUCAGGCUAACUACAAGCGUUAUCUGAAUGAUUUGAACAUUUAGUUAAUUGUUUUAUGCAUUUGUCUACCAUGCACUUUGGUAGCUAAAGCUCUAAAUAUAUUAACUUUUAAAAUAAUUGUAAAAAAAAAAACCGAAAAGCAUGGACUAUACAGUAGACGCUCGACAAAAUA